Molecule: messenger RNA, 2499 nt
Organism: Tigriopus californicus
Lineage: Eukaryota; Metazoa; Arthropoda; Copepoda; Harpacticoida; Harpacticidae
Product: neuropeptide Y receptor type 2-like
Exons: 7
Coding region: 71-1795 (574 amino acids)
Biological process (GO): G protein-coupled receptor signaling pathway
Cellular component (GO): membrane
Molecular function (GO): neuropeptide Y receptor activity
Source: RefSeq, a predicted model, not a curated record
GUCUAAUUAAAAGCACCAACAUCUCUCCGAGAAAUCUUCGCCACUCUCAUCCACUUAUAGAGGGCGAGUCAUGAUGCUCGAGGAGUAUUCGAAGCAUUGGGUGGCCUUGAUCGAUAAAGGCUCAAUAUCUCAUCGGGCCAAUGGCCUCUUCUCCUCUGAUGACCGAAAGGAAGACAACAUCCCCUCUACAGUGCCUCCCUAUGAGACUGUGACGAGUAGUGCUGCAUCCCCCUCGUUGGAUGACUUGUCCAGUAACGAGAGCCUGGUGGCAGUGGCCUCGCCAUCAUCGUUCCAAAGUUUGUUCGACAGCUCAGUGAACUUCUCGUCGCGAAGGCAGAACGACUUCUCGAUGUUUAACAACGCUCAAGAGGCCAAGCCUCAUUACGAGAUCAUCUUCAAUGGAGGCGAACAGGCUGUUCUGCUGAGCGUCUACGGCAUCAUCCUCGUCCUGGGAUUGGUGUCAAAUGCAGCCAUCAUUUGGGUCGUUCUCGCUCGGAAGCAGAAUCAGAGCCCUCGGAAUAUGUACAUCGUGAAUCUGGCCAUCUCCGGGAUCGUGAUGACGAUCUUUUGCAUCCCGCCCACUCUCCUUCAAAUCCUCUAUGGAGGCUGGUGGCAUAUGGGAGUGAUUGCUUGCAAACUUGUGCCGGUCAUUCAAGGUGCCAACAUCUUGGUGUCAGCGUUCUCGAUCACCGUGAUCGCCGUCGAUCGCUGGAAAUCCGUGUCCAACACCAGUCCCAACGCAGUCCUCACUUACAAGUCCGUGUUUGGGAUCAUCGCAAUUAUCUGGAUGUUCUCCUUCUUGGUGACCUCCCCGUUGUUGAUUUACCAGACUGUGAAUCGAAUGCAUCUGCCCAACACGGACAUCGUGCUGAUGCAGGUGUGUACCGAGCAGUUCCCCAAGGACUUCUACAAGCACGGAUUCACCGUGGUGAUUCUCUUGGUCCAAUACGUCGUUCCACUCAUUGUCCUACCAAUUGUUCACGCCAAGAUCCUUUUGUUUCUCAGACGGAAUUCCGGCUUCCAAACUGAUCCUCGUCGUCGAGAACGCGAAGAGCGGCGCAAUCGUCGGAUGACCAAAAUUCUGUCUUGCAUUGGUGUGAUAUAUGCCAUCUCAUGGAUGCCGCUGCAUCUGUACCUGAUCCUCACCGACAUUUUCAGUUUAUUCCAAGAUAACCACACGUUCUACUUGGUGCUGGGUCUGUGCCAUGCUGUGGCCAUGUCUUCGUCGUUUACCAAUCCCAUUAUGUACGGGUGGUUCAACACAUCGCUCCGAUCCGAAUUGGAGAGCUUGCUGCCGAUUUGGUGCCAAAACUAUUUGAGCAGUGCCCACCCCGAUGAGGAGGAAGAGCACACCACGACCAACUAUAAUCGUCGGAAGAGCAGUUGUCAAAUGGUGAGUCGUCGUCUGUCCAGAGGUUGUCACUUCUUGAAGCCCGACAUCCACUCCAACCCUAAUGACUCCCGCCGAGCGAGCUUCGUGAGUGCCGAGCCCAACUCCUCCAUGGAAGGGCCUCGGAAAGCCUCCGCUGAGCUCAGACUAGAGGCUGGACGACCUUCAGCCCUCGUGGCCUACCCCCCGGGACCUCCUCAAAGUCAGGAUCCUCAAACCGAAGGCGAGCGCCUCGAAGCUGGGGAUUCAGUCUCGGGCAGAAAUAGCCUGGCGCAGUUUGACACCCCCAUGGAGACCGUGAUUGACGAGAAGAAUGGCAAAAGUAUCACUGUGGUCACCCAAUCUUCCGCCAGCCUUCUCCCUCCAUCGACCACCAAGACCAUGGCCUCACCAACCCCGGUUUAAGAACGGUCAAGUGAGAGAGCGAAAGUGAUGGGGCCGAAUUCUGAGCACAGCGCACCCUUUUCAUCUCUCCUGGCCUUGUCAUCAGGACCACUAACAGAAACAACCACCAUAACAGUUGAUGGUUUCUCUUUAAACCGGGAUCGGCGGUUGUGGUAAAUCCCAAGAUCCUCUAUGUCCCUUUGGCACUCUAUGAACUGAGCCCGAAUAGAGCUGAGGAGGACACAAGGGAUCGGACCAAAGCCAGAUCUGCAGAGCGAAGGUGGAGGAGAAGGACAGAAGAACAUUGAGUGUGUUUCACGCGAGAACGAAUCACUUUGGCGUGUUCUGGGCACAAAAAUAAAUUCACAAGUUUGAGCAAGAUAAAUGGAUGUUUGAGCAAAGCCAGCGAGGAUGAAGCGAGUGGGCCUGGCUCAGUCCGACACCAUGGCGAGCAAAGAAAACGUCAUGUCACGUUUAUCGAAAACAAAGAGCUCGGAAGUUCAACGCAAGUGGCCAAUGAGCAACACUAUCGCGAAUGUCCUCAACCAAAUGCAAUUGUCAAAGGACACCAGUCAGAGAUCUUUCUUUUCCUUAUUGUUGCUCUUACUCACUGGGAAAACGUUUUCGUUUCGGUUUUACGUUUCAUGUUAUUAACCCAUUAUGCAUUGGUGUGUUCAUCUUGAUAGGCUAAUCUUUCAAUAAACAAAGCUCGAUCCAACCAUCAA